AUGGGGACGACAAGUCGUCCCUAUAGCUAUCAACGUCCGAGCUUUAUUUCCGUGAAGGGCGCGCUAAACACACAUCCUUUCCCGCUUAACACACUGAGUCGAGAAGUCGUCGCUGUAGCCUCAAAAGAGGUGGAGUGCCAACCAUAUUGCAUACAUACACAUGCACAAAGAAGAGAAAAACAUCGUCGUCAAUCUACAACUGUUACGCGAAGCAAACUAUACAAAUUACGUAAUCAUCACCCUUCCAUAGCGGACUCUUCCGGGAAGGUUUUGAUCGAUCUGAUAAGCUCCGAUCCGAAGUCAUCAUCCCCAUCUUCUUCCAAAACGGCACAAGUUUCAUCUCCAUCGAUUCAGUCGCCUCGGAGCCCUUUUAAGAAAUCGGCAACACCAGUGACGAUGGGGGAUCGGAAGUCCAAGAGAUCUUCGAUGCAUACUCAAAACGCUGCCGUAUCUUCUGGUAAAAUUGUUGUUCGUGUUCCUGAUGGGAAAAAGCCAGUUUCUUAUGCACUACUUGCAAGGAGUAUCCAUGAGCUAGCUGCUACAUCAGACCAAAAAAAGUCUCAAAGGCAGUUAGUGUAUCAUGUGUUCCCAAAACUUGCAGUCUACAAUUCUGUUGAUCCAUCCCUCGCUCCUUCUCUUCUCAUGCUUGGUCAGCAAUGCAAGGAUAGGACUAUUCUCCGUUAUGUAUAUUACUACUUGGCAAGAAUAUUGUCAGAUAGUGGUGCUCAAGGGCUAACUUCAGGUGGUGUGAUUCCUACACCUAAUUGGGAUGCUUUAGCUGACAUUGAUGCUCUUGGUGGUGUUACUCGAGCGGAUGUUGUACCUCGAAUAAUAGAUCGGCUUGCUACUGAAGCUCUAAAUGAUGAUGUUGAAUUUCAUGCACGGAGAUUGCAAGUAGUUAAAGCUCUUACAUAUGCACCUACAACUAAUCCUGUGAUCUUGUCCAAGUUGUAUGAAAUUGUCUUCGAUAUUCUUGACAAGGUUGCUGAUGCACCUGAUAUGCGUAAGAAGGGCAUCUUUGGGGCAAGUAAGGAGUCUAUAAUUGGGAGUAAUCUGCAAUAUGCUGCUCUAAGUGCCUUGCGAAGACUUCCUCUGGAUCCAGGAAAUCCUCUUUUUCUCCAUCGUGCUGUGCAUGGAAUUUCAUUUGCUGAUCCAGUGGCUGUUAGGCAUGCAUUGGAAUUGACUUCUGAGCUAGCUAUAAAAGAUCCAUAUGCUGUUGCCAUGGCUUUAGGGAAGCUCGUCCAACCUGGUGGAUCUCUACACGAUGUUUUGCAUUCUCCUGAUGUUCUUGCUAGGGUUGCUCUGGCAAGGUUAUGUCAUACAAUAUCUCGAGCCAAGUCAUUAAAUGAAAGGGCAGACAUUAAAUCUCAGUUCAAUGAUUUGCUGUAUCAACUCAUUAUCGAUCGGAGUGCCACUGUUUGUUUUGAGGCCAUCGCUUGUGCACUGGGAAAAUCAGAUAAUGCAGACAGGACAGAAGUGCGAGCUCUUGGAUGGUACAAUCUGACCAGGGUAGUUCUCAAUGUACCAGUUAAAAGUGACAAAUCUUACAACAAAAAAUGUCCAGAGCUCCUUAUCAAAAUUGUCAUGAAAAGGUUGAAAACUUCUUUUCGUAGUUCAUGUCGGCCUGUAUUGCAUGCAGCUGCCCGAAUCGUGCAAGAAAUGGGAAAAAGUCGAGCAGCUGCUUUUGCUUUAGGCUUACUAAAUAUUGAAGAAGAUUUAGUCAAUACAUUUGCCAAAAGCAAUGAUUGGGAUCAUGGGUCCUCUGAAUCUGAAGAUGAUGAUGACACAAUUGGGAGUUUAUUAGCUUCAUUAAUGGAGGUUGUCCGAACCACUGCUGCAUGUGAAUGUGUUUAUGUACGUGCUAUGGUGAUUAAGGCACUGAUAUGGAUGCAAAGCCCUGAAGAAUCUUCCAGUGAACUUAAGUUAUUGAUUGCAUCAGAGAUUUCUGAUCCUUCUUGGUCAGCCACUUUGCUAAACGAUAUUUUGCUCACUUUACAUGCUCGUUUUAAGGCUACUCCUGAUAUGGCAGUUAUCCUUCUUGAACUAGCAAGAGUAUUUGCUACUAAAGUGCCUGGAAAAAUUGAUGCUGAUGUGCUGCAACUUUUAUGGAAGACAUGUCUUGUUGGAGCUGGUCCAAAGGGAAAGCAUACAGCUCUUGAAGCUGUGACAGUAGUUCUUGAUCUUCCACCACCACAACCAGGAUCCAUGUCUGGGAUUACAUCAAUCGAUAGAGUUUCUGCAUCUGAUCCAAAGUCGGCUUUGGCUUUACAGAGAUUAGUCCAAGCAGCAGUGUGGUUUGUUGGAGAAAAUGCAAAUUAUGCUGCUUCUGAAUAUGCUUGGGAAUCAGAAACUCCUCCUGGAACUGCAUUGAUGAUGUUGGAUGCAGAUAAAAUGGUUGCAGCAGCUAGUUCUCGUAAUCCAACUUUAGCUAGUGCAUUGACUCGACUUCAAAGAGUUGCUUUCAGUGGCAGCUGGGAGGUACGUAUCAUUGCUGCUCAAGCUCUUGCCACCCUGGCAAUCCGAUCAGGUGAGCCAUAUAGGCUACAGAUAUACGAGUUUCUACAUGGCUUAGCACAAGGAGGUGUCCAGUCUAAGUUUUCAGAUAUGCAUAUCAGUAAUGGUGAAGAUCAAGGAGCUAGUGGAACUGGUCUUGGCUCUUUGCUAAGUCCGAUUUUGAAAAUCCUCGAUGAAAUGUAUAGUGCACAAGAUGAACUCAUAAAAGAUAUGCGUAAUCAUGACAAUGCCAAAAAGGAAUGGACUGAUGAAGAACUUACGAAGCUGUAUGAAACUCAUGAAAGGCUCCUCAAUCUUGUUUCAUUAUUUUGUUAUGUUCCACGAGCAAAAUACCUACCUCUGGGGCCUAUUAGUGCCAAACUUAUUGACCACUAUCGUGAUGAGCAUGACAUUAGUGCAUUCAGUGUCAUGAGUGAUCAAGUUCAUGUAGCCACAGGAAUUUCUGAACUUAUAUAUGAAGCAACUAAACCAUCACCAUCUUUGGAGGCUGAAACUUUUGAUGAUGAUCUUGUAAAUGCUUGGGCAACUGGACUUGCUGAUGAUGAUGGCUUGUGGGGAAACAAUGCUCUUGCUAUGAAUAGGGUCAAUGAGUUUCUUUCUGGCUCUGGUACUGAUGCUCCUGACUUUGAGGAUGAGAAUAGUUUUGCCAGAUCUUCAAAUGAUGAUAUGUGGGCAAAAACUCUUUUAGAACCAUCAGAACUUGAUUAUGAUGAGUCAUCUACCUCUUCUUCCCCAGACUCAGUAGGAUCAGCUGAGACAUCCAUUUCGUCUCAAUUUGGUGGAAUGGAUUAUCCAUCAUUAUUUAGCUCAAAGUCACAACCCAAGAUUAUAGAAGAGCCAACUCCAUACUCAUCCCCUUUCUACAAAAGUCACACUUCAUUUGAGAAUCCAGUAGCUGGUACUGAAAGUGAGUAUAAUUACCAAGAUGAUGACCAAUCCUCAUCUGGGAAUAUAGACUUUGGAACAGCACUUUACGACUUUACCCCUGGUGGAGAUGAUGAGUUGAGCCUGGUUGCUGGAGAAGAGCUUGAAAUCGAAUACGAAGUUGAUGGAUGGUUCUAUGUGAAGAAAUUAAGCCCUGGCUUGGAUGGGAAAGCAGCUGGACUUGUCCCUGUUCUCUAUGUCAGCAAAUCUUGAAGCUCAUGAUUUAUUAUUCAGUUCUCCAUAUAACAACAAUAAAGUGAAUCCAUCUUCGGGUUAAGUUAAUGGAUUUUUUUUGUCACAAAGUUGCCAACAUGGCAACUUCUGACCUCCUUCCCUUUAUCUGGAGACCUAUCAUGUCUUGGCACCCAUUAUUCCGGAGCUAUCACACAUUUUUUUUUUUUUUUCUGAGUUUCUAGCUACAACAAAUCUUUCUUAUAAGGGAGGCCCCUUAAGCCAUUGGCAUGAAGAAUUCCCAAAGGAAUGUCCAAAU
This is a messenger RNA of Lactuca saligna, 3928 nucleotides long. The record is from the annotation of a GenBank genome assembly. Lineage: Eukaryota; Viridiplantae; Streptophyta; Magnoliopsida; Asterales; Asteraceae.